ACACACAAUCCCGGCCAAAAUUUAACAACUAGCUAAUUCUCAUCGCUAGAGAGCUCUCUAUCUCUUGGUUAUUUGGUUUGUGCUUUGAAAAUGUUGAAGUCGACGGAGGAUGUGGAGAAGGAGGUUAAUAAGGAGGAGGACAAAACGGAGAGGUCGCUGAUGAAAAUGGUUAAGUCGACGGAGGAGGUUAAGGAGGAGGCGGAUGAGGGUAAGAGGGACAGGUCUUUGAUGGGAAUGUUUAAAUCGAAGGAGGAGGCCAAGAAGGAGGUUGAGGAGGAGGCGAAGGAGGUUAAAACGGAGGAGUCGUUGAUAGACAAGGCGAAGAACUAUGUGGCAGAGAAGAUAGCAAAUGUGCCAACGCCAGAGGCAAGUCUGGUCGAUGUUGAUUUCAAGAAGGUGAGCUUUGAUUCUGCCGAUUACCUUGCCAAGGUUAACAUCAAAAAUCCCUAUUCACAUUCCAUCCCCAUCUGUGAGAUCGAUUACACCCUCAAAAGCAUUGGCAGUGUGAUCGCUUCCGGGAGAAUUCCAGACCCUGGAUCGAUAAAGGCAAGCGGUGAUACUCAGGUGGAUGUACCAGUGAAGGUGCCACACAGUAUAAUAAUGACUUUGGUUAAGGACAUCGCUACAGAUUGGGACAUUGACUAUGAGUUGGAACUGGGUCUCAUCAUUGACCUUCCUGUAAUUGGGAACAUUACCAUACCACUAUCCAGGAAAGGUGAGAUCAAGCUUCCCACCUUAAAGGAGUUAGUAUUUGGAGCAAAGGAGGAGGAGAAGGAUUCAAAAGAAAAAGACAACGAUUCAAAAGAAAAAGAUAAGGAUUCAGAUAAAUAGACUGGUGAGGACUGAUCGGUAAAGGAAGUGCUAAAGUCGAACUCUUCGAUCUUAUGAAUGAAUCAAUGAUCGAGUAACUUAAAAAUUUUUUAUUGUAGGCCAAGAAACCUGAUUUCUGGUUUUAUAAUAAUUUCGAAGAAAUUGUUAUAUGUGAACUGUUCAUUUUCUUUGACAUUCAAGAAAGCAAUUUAUAUGUAGGUUGUACUUUUCCGCCUUAUCAUUUUUCUCCAGAAUUACUUUCUUAUUGAA
Rosa rugosa (rugosa rose) is the source of this 1080-nucleotide messenger RNA. Its product is annotated as desiccation protectant protein Lea14 homolog. Gene Ontology annotation, biological process: response to desiccation. Bases 91 to 831 code for a protein of 246 amino acids. NCBI's taxonomy places the organism in Eukaryota, Viridiplantae, Streptophyta, Magnoliopsida, Rosales, Rosaceae. The record is from RefSeq and is a predicted model, not a curated record. The transcript has 2 exons. Gene Ontology annotation, cellular component: cytosol.